AUGGCUCAUUCAAAGACAAGGACCAAUGAUGGAAAAAUUACCUAUCCUCCUGGUGUCAAGGAAAUCUCAGAUAAAAUAUCUAAAGAAGAGAUGGUGAGACGGUUGAAGAUGGUUGUGAAAACUUUCAUGGAUAUGGACCAGGACUCUGAAGAAGAAAAGGAGCUUUAUUUAAACCUAGCUUUACAUCUUGCUUCAGAUUUUUUCCUCAAGCAUCCUGAUAAAGAUGUUCGCUUACUGGUAGCCUGCUGCCUUGCUGAUAUUUUCCGGAUUUAUGCUCCUGAAGCUCCUUAUACAUCCCCUGAUAAAUUAAAGGAUAUAUUUAUGUUUAUAACAAGGCAGUUGAAGGGACUAGAAGAUACAAAGAGCCCACAAUUCAAUAGAUAUUUUUAUUUACUUGAGAACAUUGCUUGGGUCAAGUCAUAUAACAUAUGCUUUGAGUUGGAAGACAGCAAUGAAAUUUUUACCCAAUUAUACAGAACAUUAUUUUCAGUUAUAAACAAUGGCCACAAUCAGAAAGUUCAUAUGCAUAUGGUGGAUCUCAUGAGUUCUAUUAUUUGUGAAGGUGAUACAGUAUCUCAAGAGCUUUUGGAUACAGUUUUGGUAAAUCUGGUACCUGCUCAUAAGAAUUUAAACAAGCAAGCAUACGAUUUGGCAAAGGCUUUACUGAAGAGGACAGCUCAAGCUAUUGAACCAUAUAUUACGAAUUUUUUUAAUCAGGUUCUGAUGCUUGGGAAAACAUCUAUCAGCGAUUUGUCAGAGCAUGUCUUUGACUUAAUUUUGGAGCUCUAUAAUAUUGAUAGUCAUUUGCUGCUCUCAGUUUUACCCCAGCUUGAAUUUAAAUUGAAGAGCAAUGAUAAUGAGGAACGUCUUCAAGUUGUUAAACUACUGGCAAAAAUGUUUGGGGCAAAGGAUUCAGAAUUGGCUUCUCAAAACAAACCACUUUGGCAGUGUUACUUGGGCAGGUUUAAUGAUAUCCAUGUACCCAUCCGCCUGGAAUGUGUGAAAUUUGCUAGCCAUUGUCUCAUGAACCAUCCUGAUUUGGCAAAGGACUUAACAGAGUAUCUUAAAGUGAGGUCACAUGACCCUGAGGAAGCUAUUAGGCAUGAUGUUAUUGUGUCUAUAGUUACAGCUGCUAAAAAAGAUAUUCUUCUGGUCAAUGAUCACUUACUUAAUUUUGUGAGAGAGAGAACAUUAGACAAACGGUGGAGAGUACGCAAAGAAGCCAUGAUGGGACUUGCCCAGAUUUAUAAGAAAUAUGCUUUGCAAUCAGCAGCUGGGAAAGAUGCUGCAAAACAGAUUUCAUGGAUCAAAGACAAAUUGCUCCAUAUAUAUUAUCAAAAUAGUAUUGAUGAUAGAUUGCUUGUUGAACGGAUCUUUGCUCAAUACAUGGUCCCCCACAAUUUGGAAACAACAGAACGCAUGAAAUGCUUGUAUUACUUGUAUGCCACCCUGGAUUUAAAUGCAGUGAAAGCAUUGAAUGAAAUGUGGAAGUGUCAAAAUCUGCUCCGACAUCAAGUAAAGGAUUUGCUCGACUUAAUUAAGCAACCCAAAACAGAUGCCAGUGUCAAGGCCAUAUUUUCAAAAGUGAUGGUUAUUACAAGAAAUUUGCCGGAUCCUGGUAAGGCUCAGGAUUUCAUGAAGAAAUUCACACAAGUGUUAGAAGAUGAUGAGAAAAUAAGAAAACAGUUAGAAGUACUUGUCAGUCCAACAUGCUCCUGCAAACAGGCUGAAGGUUGUGUGCGUGAAAUAACUAAGAAGUUGGGCAACCCCAAACAGCCUACAAAUCCUUUUCUGGAAAUGAUCAAGUUUCUCUUGGAAAGGAUAGCACCUGUGCACAUAGAUACUGAGUCUAUCAGUGCUCUUAUAAAGCAAGUGAACAAAUCAAUAGAUGGAACAGCAGAUGAUGAAGAUGAGGGUGUUCCAACUGAUCAAGCCAUCAGGGCAGGUCUUGAACUGCUUAAGGUACUCUCAUUUACACAUCCUAUCUCAUUUCAUUCUGCUGAAACAUUUGAGUCUCUCCUGGCUUGUCUGAAAAUGGAUGAUGAAAAAGUAGCAGAAGCUGCGCUCCAAAUUUUCAAAAACACAGGAGGCAAAAUUGAAGAGGAUUUCCCACACAUCAGAUCAGCUUUGCUUCCUGUUUUACAUCACAAAUCUAAAAAAGGACCCCCCCGUCAAGCCAAAUACGCUAUUCAUUGUAUCCAUGCGAUAUUUUCUAGUAAAGAAACCCAGUUUGCACAGAUAUUUGAGCCUCUGCAUAAGAGCCUAGAUCCGAGCAACCUGGAGCAUCUCAUCACACCACUGGUGACUAUUGGUCAUAUUGCUCUCCUUGCACCAGACCAGUUUGCUGCUCCUUUGAAGUCUUUGGUAGCUACUUUCAUUGUGAAGGAUCUUCUGAUGAAUGAUCGGCUUCCAGGAAAAAAGACAACUAAGCUUUGGGUUCCAGAUGAAGAGGUUUCACCUGAAACAAUGGUCAAAAUUCAGGCUAUUAAAAUGAUGGUUCGAUGGCUACUUGGAAUGAAAAAUAAUCACAGUAAAUCAGGAACUUCUACUUUAAGAUUGCUUACAACAAUAUUGCACAGUGAUGGAGACUUGACAGAACAAGGGAAAAUUAGUAAACCAGAUAUGUCACGCCUGCGACUUGCUGCUGGGAGCGCAAUUGUGAAGCUGGCCCAGGAGCCCUGUUACCAUGAGAUUAUCACGUUAGAACAGUAUCAGCUGUGUGCUCUAGCUAUCAAUGAUGAAUGCUAUCAAGUAAGACAAGUAUUUGCUCAGAAACUUCACAAAGGCCUUUCUCGAUUACGGCUUCCACUUGAGUAUAUGGCAAUUUGUGCACUUUGUGCAAAAGACCCUGUAAAAGAAAGAAGAGCUCAUGCCAGGCAGUGUCUGGUAAAAAAUAUCAAUGUGAGACGGGAGUAUCUGAAACAACAUGCAGCUGUUAGCGAAAAAUUAUUGUCUCUUCUACCUGAGUAUGUUGUUCCAUAUACAAUUCACCUUUUGGCGCAUGACCCAGAUUAUGUCAAAGUACAGGAUAUUGAACAACUUAAAGACGUUAAAGAGUGUCUUUGGUUUGUUCUGGAAAUACUAAUGGCUAAAAAUGAAAAUAAUAGUCAUGCGUUUAUCAGAAAGAUGGUAGAAAAUAUUAAACAAACAAAAGAUGCCCAAGGACCAGAUGAUGCAAAAAUGAAUGAAAAACUGUAUACUGUAUGUGAUGUUGCCAUGAAUAUCAUCAUGUCAAAAAGCACCACAUAUAGUUUGGAAUCUCCUAAAGACCCAGUACUGCCAGCUCGUUUUUUCACCCAGCCUGACAAGAACUUCAGUAACACCAAAAAUUAUCUGCCUCCAGAAAUGAAAUCAUUUUUCACUCCUGGAAAACCCAAAACAACCAAUGUUCUAGGAGCUGUUAAUAAGCCGCUUUCAUCAGCAGGCAAACAAUCUCAGACAAAAUCAUCACGAAUGGAAACUGUAAGCAAUGCAAGCAGCAGCUCAAAUCCAAGCUCUCCUGGAAGAAUAAAAGGGAGGCUUGAUAGUUCUGAAAUGGAUCACAGUGAAAAUGAAGAUUACACAAUGUCUUCACCUUUGCCGGGAAAAAAAAGUGACAAGAGAGACGACUCUGAUCUUGUAAGGUCUGAAUUGGACAAACCUAGAAGCCGGAAAAAGACACCUGUAACAGAUUCAGAAGAGAAAUUAGGCAUGGAUGACCUUUCCAAGUUGGUACAGGAACAGAAACCUAAAGGCAGUCAGCGUGGACGAAAGAGAGGCCAUACAGCUUCAGAGUCAGACGAACAACAGUGGCCUGAGGAAAAGAGGCUCAAAGAAGAUAUACUAGAAAAUGAGGAUGAACAGAACAGUCCACCAAAAAAAGGUAAACGAGGCCGACCACCAAAACCUCUUGGUGGGGGUACACCCAAAGAAGAGCCAACGAUGAAAACAUCCAAAAAAGGAAGCAAAAAAAAAUCUGGACCUUCGACAGCAGAAGAGGAGGAGGAAGAAGAAAGACAAAGUGGAAACACAGAGCAGAAGUCAAAAAGUAAACAGCACCGGCCUUCAAGGAGAGCACAGCAGAGCAGAGCAGAGUCUCCUGAAACUAGUGCAGUUGAAUCCACACAGUCCACACCACAGAAAGGACGAGGAAGACCAUCAAAAACACCAUCACCAUCACAACCCCCCAAAAAUGUCCGUGUAGGACGCUCUAAACAAGCAGCUACUAAAGAAAAUGACUCAAGUGAAGAAAUAGAUGUGUUUCAGGGUAGCUCUCCUGUCAAUGAUGAAAAUCCACAGGAAGAAACAGAAGAAGAUGAAGUCUCUACAGUAAAUGUGCGGCGGCGAGGUUCUAAAAGAGAAAGGCGAUGAACAGAUGCCGUUAAUAACUUUCUGUGUGAGAGCUUUGACAAAAAAUGGUUAUCAAGCUUCAGGCUGAGUAAAGCCUUUGAUGCACAAAAUGGGACUGCUGAAGAGUGGACAG
Molecule: messenger RNA, 4462 nt
Organism: Budorcas taxicolor (takin)
Lineage: Eukaryota; Metazoa; Chordata; Mammalia; Artiodactyla; Bovidae
Gene: PDS5B
Product: PDS5 cohesin associated factor B
Exons: 34
Coding region: 1-4350 (1449 amino acids)
Biological process (GO): mitotic sister chromatid cohesion; DNA repair
Cellular component (GO): nucleus; chromatin
Source: RefSeq, a predicted model, not a curated record